AAACUGGUCUUGCCAAUGGUGGGAACAUCCAUGUUGCUGUUUGAUGUUGUGAAAACAGUCAUGUCUAGCAGUAAUAGGAGGAAACUAGACAGGCUAAGAGUAGCAGUGUUGGGACGAUCGGGAUGUGGGAAGACAGCUUUGACGGUCCGUUACUUAACAAGAAGAUUCAUCGGUGAUUAUGAGAGAAACAAAGAGAAUACUUAUCAGCAGGAUGUUGAGAUUGACGGGCAGAGGAUCAGCCUGGAAAUAUUGGACACAACGUUGGAAAUGCAGCAGGGACGUGUCACCAACAGCAACUCAUUGGAACGAGCUGUGAAAUGGGCGGAUGCUUUCAUCGUCAUCUAUGACGUCACUGAUACAAAAAGCCUCCACAUUGUUACUGAUAUUAAGGCAGUCAUUGACCAACUAAGGAAGAGCAGAGCUCCAACAAUCUUAGUUGGGAAUAAGAUGGACAUGGUUCGGUCUCGGGUUGUUACACCAAAGGAAGGCGAGGAUAUGGCUCAACAAUUGGGCAUCCCUUUCUUUGAGGUUUCCGUUCGGGAGAGCUACGAAGGUAUAGCGGAAUGCUUCGCUAGACUCGUCGUGGAUUGUCGGGGAAUGUCUUCCAAGCCAAGCAUGUUGAAAGGACUCUGGGAUCUCUCGAGAAAGAGAGGAAGAUUCGCAAUGCUUACAAGACAAAGGAGUGUAACUAUGUGACUCUAAGCAUGCGUGAACAGUCAUAAUUACCCUGACGAGGUAUUUAUUUCAGUUUACCAUCCCUUGAUGUAAAUAUGGGUGGAAAUCCAACCUUAAUUGACCAACCAUUUUUAUUUAUUUAUGUAUGUAUUUAUUUAUGUAUUUAAUUUGUUUUGCGCAGAAUAGGAGACUUUUGGGACGCUUGGUGGCAGCAGAACUACCAGGUAAAAUCUACUGUUCUCGGUAUUGUGUGCGUGCCCAGAACUACGAAACAAUGUACAUUACCUUGUAAGUUUGCUGCCACCUAGCAUUCCAAAGUCUCCCAUUGAUUGAAAGCUACGAAGGCCUAUAAG
Molecule: messenger RNA, 1028 nt
Organism: Asterias rubens (European starfish)
Lineage: Eukaryota; Metazoa; Echinodermata; Asteroidea; Forcipulatida; Asteriidae
Product: ras-like protein family member 11B
Exons: 4
Coding region: 16-696 (226 amino acids)
Molecular function (GO): GTPase activity; GTP binding
Source: RefSeq, a predicted model, not a curated record